GAAAAAUACAUUAAAGAGUAUUUAGAAAAAGAAGGAAUUCAACUGAAUCCCCAGAACAUUAAAAAAAACGCUGGCAAACGCCAAGUAUCAAAAUUAGCUCUAAACAGUUUUUGGGGGAGAUGGGGAAUGAACAUCAACAAAGUGCAGCUCACAUAUGUCCAUUCUCUGCCUCAGUUUAAUAAAAUUUUGGCUGACCCAACAAAAAAUAUAAAGGAUAUAUACCUACCUACCGCAGAAGUCGCUGCUCUCGUGUGGGACAACCAGAAAGAGUUCGUGCAACAAGAAACUACAACAAAUGUUUUCCUCGCUGCAUUCACGACUUCCUGGGCUCGGAUGAAAUUAUACACCGAGAUGGAUAAAUUGGGAAAAGCCGUCCUUUACCAUGAUACUGAUAGUAUUAUAUAUGCCUCAAAUGGAGUCAACGACCCACCAAUCGGAAAUUUUCUAGGCGAGUUUACUGAUGAGCUGAAUGGUGAUGAAAUCACAACAUUCAUUUCGGGAGGUCCUAAAAAUUACGCUUAUGUAACCAAACAAGGAAAGACUUGUUGCAAAGUGCGAGGGUUCACUCUGAACUUUAGGAACUCUCAAAAAUUGAAUUUUGAUUCAAUGCGGAAUUUGGUUUGCAGUAUGGACGAAAAUGAAUCCAUUAGUUUGGUGAAUCCUACGAAAAUCACCAGAGAUGGAAAACGUAGGAAAGUAUCUAACAAAAAGGAGGUAAAAUUAUACAAAAUUAUUUAUAACAAACGUGUUUUGAAAGAGGACCUAACUACAUUACCAUAUGGGUAUUGA
Molecule: messenger RNA, 789 nt
Organism: Uloborus diversus
Lineage: Eukaryota; Metazoa; Arthropoda; Arachnida; Araneae; Uloboridae
Exons: 4
Coding region: 127-789 (220 amino acids)
Source: RefSeq, a predicted model, not a curated record